Olea europaea var. sylvestris is the source of this 1302-nucleotide messenger RNA. RefSeq names its product DNA-directed RNA polymerases II, IV and V subunit 3-like. The coding region runs from base 62 to 1021 and encodes 319 amino acids. The record is from RefSeq and is a predicted model, not a curated record. Gene Ontology annotation, cellular component: RNA polymerase II, core complex. Gene Ontology annotation, molecular function: DNA-directed RNA polymerase activity; DNA binding; protein dimerization activity. The transcript is spliced from 3 exons. NCBI's taxonomy places the organism in Eukaryota, Viridiplantae, Streptophyta, Magnoliopsida, Lamiales, Oleaceae. Gene Ontology annotation, biological process: DNA-templated transcription.
UAGAGAAAACACUCGCGCAGUUAUUCUCCCCUUCGUUUUAGAAAGAAAGUGAAGCCCGUAAAUGGAAGGCGUAUCAUACCAGAGAUUCCCAAAGAUCAAAAUCCGGGAGGUUAGGGAUGAUUUCAUGAAAUUCGAGCUGCGGGAGACGGACUCAAGUAUCGCCAACGCGCUACGGCGCGUGAUGAUUGCGGAGGUGCCGACAAUCGCUAUCGAUUUGGUGGAAAUCGAGGUGAAUUCCUCAGUGCUUAACGACGAAUUUAUUGCCCACCGCCUAGGGCUCAUUCCGCUUACCAGUGAGCGCGCCAUGGGGAUGAGGUUUUCACGUGACUGUGAUGCCUGUGAUGGAGAUGGUCAAUGUGAGUACUGCUCUGUGGAGUUUCAUCUGAGGGCAAAGUGUAUUAAUGAUCAGACACUUGAUGUCACUUCUAAGGAUUUGUAUAGCUCUGACCACACGGUUGUUCCUGUUGAUUUUUCGGAUUCGUCUUCUGGCUUUGACAACUCGGAGAAUAAGGGAAUCAUAAUUGUGAAGCUACGCCGCGGUCAGGAGCUGAUUCUAAGAGCCAUAGCUAGGAAGGGAAUUGGUAAAGAUCAUGCUAAAUGGUCACCUGCAGCAACCGUCACUUUCAUGUAUGAACCAGACAUUUAUAUCAAUGAAGAGUUAAUGGAGAGCUUGACUCCUGAUGAGAAAAGGGAGUUUGUUGAAAGCAGUCCUACCCCAGUGUUCAAAUUUGAUGAGAAUACGAAUCAGGUUCUGAUUCAUGAUGCCGAGGCAUAUACAUAUGAUGAAGAGGUGAUUAAGAAAGCUGAAUCAAUGGGCAAACCAGGCCUCGUGGAAAUCCGUGCAAAGGAAGAUUGUUUUAUUUUUACAGUUGAGUCUACCGGCGCUAUCAAAGCUUCUCAAUUGGUUCUCAAUGCAAUAGACGUGCUGAAGCAGAAGUUGGAUGCAGUUCGCUUGUCAGCUGAUACUGUGGAAGCUGAUGAACAGUUCGGAGAAUUGGGUGCACACAUGCGUGGGGGAUGAUUACUGAGACCAGAUCAAAUUUUACUUUAGAACUUAUUAUGGCUAUGAAUGAUCAUCUUUUUAUGUAAUUAGUUCAAGUUUCCAUGGACAACUGAAUUAUUUUGCUAAUGCAAAUGCAAAAUGCUUGUGUAAGAGGUGAACUUAUUCUAGAAUAGCUUGAUCCAUGUAACGUCCUGAAAGUAAUGUGCUCUCUCUCACUUGACGUCUAUUUAGGUAUUAUUGACGGAUAAUCGGGUUAUGAGCCGUUUUCAGAAUGCUAGAUAUGUUGUAGUUCUUCUCCA